This is a messenger RNA of Salmo salar (Atlantic salmon), 2146 nucleotides long. Its product is annotated as von Willebrand factor A domain-containing protein 1. Gene Ontology annotation, molecular function: protein binding. NCBI's taxonomy places the organism in Eukaryota, Metazoa, Chordata, Actinopteri, Salmoniformes, Salmonidae. The record is from RefSeq and is a predicted model, not a curated record.
GGGGGGGGGGGGUAGUUCGUAAUGACUUUUCAGCCUUGAUACAAUUAGGCUGUACAACUAAAAACGGACUGAUCCCUUGGCGCAUGAGAAGCUCGAGGGAAUGUGAGAGGGAAGGAUCUGUAAUACAGUACAACAAUGCCAUGGACAGUGACUUGGGAAGAUCCCGUUUAGGGUGCACUUGUUUGGUCUAUUUCAUCAUAACGUAUUGAUCCAAUUUAUGAUGGAGUGGCUUGGAUUUUCCUGUUUGCUGUUCGGUGUGUUACUCCGGCCAAGCAACACACAAAACGUUGUGCCUGACGCAGCUCUGAACUGUUGUGAAGGGGACAUCCUGCUCCUGUUGGAUUCUUCAGGAAGUGUGUCAUCCUAUGAGUUCUCUCGCCUGCUGCGCUUCCUGUCUGAACUGCUCCUCCCCUUCUCACUGGGGCAGGGCCAGGUGAGGGUGGGGUUGCUGCAGGUGGGCACUGAGCCACACCUGGAGUUUGGUCUGGACGCCCACAGCACCCAGCCUGGCCUGCAGGGGGCACUGCAGAGGACCAGGCAGCUCCAGGGGGACACCAACACUGAGGCUGCCCUCACACUGGCACAGGGGCUGCUAGCCAGGACUGGAGCUGGGGAUGAAACAAAGCUCCCUAAGGUGCUGGUGUGGCUAACGGACGGGGUAGAGCCGGGAGUAGUGGAUGGACCAAUGGCAGAGCUGAGAACGGCGGGCGUGUCCGUGCUGGCUGUCUCUACAGGACACGGGAACUACCAGGUGCUGCGGAGGGUGGUGACCGCACCCAUCGAGUCCCACCUGUACUUUGUGGACAUCGAUGACAUCAGCAUCAUCACAGAGGACCUGAGGGAGGCCAUCAUUGAGCUGAUCCAUGCUGAGGGCCUGCGGGUGGUAGAGGUGUCCUCCCACAGUGCCGUGCUGCAGUGGCGUCCUGUCCUCAGUGCCAACACAGGCUUCUAUGAGAUCCACUACAAUUCUAUGCUGCCAGGUGGCGGGAAGGGUCAGCCUAGUGGCGGGGCCAGCAGCGGGGUGCAGUACCACAGACGGACCCUCCCUGGGGAUGCCAGCUGGAUAGAGCUGAGUGGUCUGCAACCAGACACCAGCUACACCGCCUCCCUCAACCCAAAGUCCAACCAGGACUACCUCAACACCCUCAGUGCCAACUUCACCACACUGCCCGAGGUGUUGAGCCCAGCGGUGGUCACGGUGUCAGACUCAGGUCCUGACAGGGUGCGAGUGAGCUGGGGUCCUCUGCAGCCUGAGCAGGUCCAGAGGUACCAGAUAGAGUAUGGAGCUCUACCCAGUGGACAGGUCCACAUGGUUAUGCUACACGGACAUCAGAAUACCACUCUGCUCACUGGUCUAAAGCAAGAGACACAAUACCUGGUCACCAUCAGCGCCCUGUACUCCACUGGCAAAGAGAAGGCUUUGUCUGUCAAGGCCUGCACUCAGGAGGUGUUGCCUGCCCUGGCUGACCUCCAGCUGACCCCAGUGGGGCGUGAUGAGGUGCAGGUCCGGUGGCGAGGCCACGAGGAGGGUCUGAGGGGGUACUGGCUCAGCUGGGAGAGGGGUGAGACAGAGAUCCCCUCCCGCCCUGCGUCCUCUUCCCUAUACCUGCUCCCUGGCUCCUUGUCCACGCUGCUCACACACCUGGCCCCCAGCAGCCGAGUGUGUGUGUCCCCUGUCUACCGCACGGCCCGGGGAGAGGGGCUCUGCUGCACCACGCACACACAAACUGGUCUGACACUGCGCACACAGACACACACACACACAGGUCUGCCAGCCUUAUAUUGGACUUGACCGAUUUAUUGAAUCGCCACAUUAUAGUCAUUGUAAUUUUAAGGAAGUAGUCGUCUUCAUAUGGCAACAGGAAAGUAAUAACCCCUUUUUCUCUCUCUCUCUCCCUCUCUCUCCCUCUCUCUCACUUUGAUAGGGCAGUAUUUUGCAGUUAUCAAUGAGAUUUGCCUGCAGUCAGAGAGCUGAAGUGGAGGAAAUGUUUGAAAUUUGAAGUGCUUUAUUGCCACAUCAAUGCUGUGGUACAAUGGAGUCACAUCUCUAUGUCGCUUCAAACCACUUGAUUAUCCAGUAUUCACACCCCUUGACUUUUUCCACAUUUUGUUGUGUUACAGCCCAAAAUUAAAUGGAUUAAAUUUA